UUCUUGUCUCUGCUCGAUAUAAUUUUUUUAUUUUCACAUAAUUUUUUUUUACGACUUGCUUGAAUAUGCCGAUAUCAAUCAAUGAAAAGGAGCUUAUAACAGUGUGCACGCGUAUUGUUCGUGGGGGCGACUUGGACACACUCACGGACCGGGCUGUACGUCGAAGAGCUGAAGAACGCAUGGGGCUUGAUGACAAGCUGCUGGACCAGCAGCCGUACAAGCAAAUAGUCAAGGGGAUAGUUGUCGAAGUGUUGGAGGUUAUCUCGAAGGAGAAAGAGAAGGAUGAUGCCGAGGACGAAGAUGAGGAUGCACACAGCGACGACAACAAAAGCAAAAACAACGACAACGCUGACACUGACACUGACGCCGAUGAUGCGAGCAAAGUAGAUGGGAGCGAAGAGGAGGGAUACUCUGAUGUUGCGGACGAAGAUGUCCCCAAACUUAAACCCAAAAAGCGGGCGGCCAAGCCGCAAGUGUCAGAAAAGUCCAAGCGCGUAAAAUCCUCAACCAUCAUCACCGCCACCAGCAGCAGCACAUUGUCCAAGGCGAACGAAGCCAUCAUAAGCAACCUCAAGUCGUACAUAAACAAAUGUGGCCUGCGCAAGGUCUGGGCCAAGGAACUUUCGGGAAUGAAUGCCGCGCAGCAGAUCCGACAUCUCAAAAAGCUGCUGGACGACCUGGGCAUGGAGGGCCGGCCAACCCUGGAAAAAUGUAAAAAGAUCAAGGACAAGCGCGAAUUGCAAGCAGAGCUCGAGGCAAUGGACAACAAUGUUAUUAUUGAUGGCAGAGACAGAUCGCCUGCCGACUCAACUCGUCGUUCCAGAGCCACUGGGAGCAAGCAAAUAUCGUACAAUAUGGAUGAUGAUUCUGAGAGUGAGGACGAGGAAGGAAACGAAGCAGAAGAGGUGGAAGAUGGGGGCAAAAUUGAAGAUGAAGGUGAAGACAAAAACGAAGACGAAGGCGAAGAUAGCGACGAAUCUGAUGUCUAUACCGAGAGCGAGAGCGAUGUUGAUGAGGCAGGCCCUCCAAGUGAUCAAGAAGACCAGUCUUCAGCAGAUGAGGGUAAUAUAGCGUCAGAUGCUAACGACUCAGAGCAGUGGCUGCAGCAUCCGUGCAUAUAAAAUUUUCCCACAAUUUAAAGUACAUUAUUAUUUUCUAAAGAAUUUUCCCUGCACUCCGAUUUUUACAAAACAAGUAACAUGGCUGAUAUGUG
Molecule: messenger RNA, 1213 nt
Organism: Kickxella alabastrina
Lineage: Eukaryota; Fungi; Kickxellomycota; Kickxellomycetes; Kickxellales; Kickxellaceae
Exons: 1
Coding region: 66-1121 (351 amino acids)
Cellular component (GO): nucleus
Source: RefSeq, a predicted model, not a curated record